AUGCGGCCUGUCUUCAAGCUGGAUCCGACCAACACUCUAUCAUAUGCGCCGGAUCCAACUCCGUACUGGGCCCACAAUCCAAGCUCAGCUUCUCUCGCGGACCCGCUCAAGCUUUGGCCACACGAAUACGACAGCGCAAGCGAGAAUCGCCGCUGGGAAGACGCCUUAACGUGGGAGGAUGUGCCAGGAUUCCACCGCAGCCUCAAGGAUUGCACAUCAUACGAACCUUGUGCGGUCAAUUAUGCAUUCUGUGCCAUGUAUGAUUACAUCCCGUGCUACUACGAGAAAGACACAAAGGUGCUUCUGUUCGAUGUCAACGACAGCCCGGAUGCAAGCGCUGCCCACCAGCGCAAGAAGCGGAACUUUCUUGCAGCCAUGCACUAUGCAGUGGGAUAUCCUACUCAGCACGAAAUGAAGAACAUUGGCAUCAGCUAUGGCACAUUCUCAGAGCAGGUCCGGCCGACAAUCUAUUCCCUCGCACGGCACGUGAACUUCCUCGAUCCGGCACUGCGACUGUGGGAGUACAACCACACUGAGUUCCAUCACGAGCGUGUGCUGUGGAUCAAAGAUGGUGCUCCUUUGACAAUUUGCUGCCCCAAAAAUCGCUUUCUCCAGCGGUGUGUGAGAUCAGGCAAGUACAAGGAGUACGUGCUAAAGUUUGACUAUACAAUCACCAUGUGCGGUUUCCCAAUCGAUUACAAUGGGCUCUUCAUGGGUGUCCGGCAUGAUUCGGCACAGCAUUGGUACGCGAAGGAGUUCCUAGCUCAGCUAUACCCUUUUGAAUAUGGUAUGGGUGACAAGGCGUACGUCGGAGUUCCCCACAUGUAUUGUGAGCACAAGAAGCCAACGGGCGGUGAGCUGACAUGUGAGGAGUCGAUGGACAACCUGUUCAUUCAGCACUACCGUGGACGCAAUGAGCACCUAAUUAGGGAGAUGCGUUCACGGAAGAAAUGUUUUGCAACCGCAUGGCGGGGCUCUUUUUCGCUCCUGUCCGCCAUCACACGCUUUGCCGCGCACAUGACUGGGCUUCAGGAGCGCAUGAAGGGACCGCGGUAUGACGUGUAUGGCCCCUGGCCAGUGUGUAGCGAAAACGUUUUCCGGUUGUAUGGUAAGACCGCCUAA
Messenger RNA from Emiliania huxleyi CCMP1516, 1122 nucleotides. RefSeq lists its product as hypothetical. Lineage: Eukaryota; Haptophyta; Isochrysidales; Noelaerhabdaceae. The transcript has a single exon. The record is from RefSeq and is a predicted model, not a curated record. The coding region runs from base 1 to 1122 and encodes 373 amino acids.